UCCGGACUAGUAUGCGGGCGUCCUCCAAGGGGAGAACAUCAUCAUCACUCGGUGCCGUUUUCUUUCUCGAACAAAAAAAGACUAUCUUAUUUAACACCGCAUACUCAUUCUUUUUUUCUUUCUUUCUUUUUCGUCUCUCCAGGUGUUUUGUGGCGUGCAGAUCUUUACUGGAAACGGCCGAGCAACAACUAUAUAGACGACCUAACUGAAGAAAUGGCUUUCAUUUCAUGUUAAUUAUGUUACUUUCACAGAACGAGUUACUGGAAAGGUUAAAGUAACAUAAAAGAGAGCGGAAGAUGUUAAAGUAACAUAAAAGAGAGCGGAAGAUGUUAAAGUAACAUAAAAGAGAGCGGAAGAUGUUAAAGUAACAUAAAAGAGAGCUGAAGAUGUUAAAGUAACAUAAAAGAGAGCGGAAGAUGUUAAAGUAACAUAAAAGAGAGCUGAAAGGUUAAAGUAACAUAAAAGAGAGCUGAAGAUGUUAAAGUAACAUAAAAGAGAGCGGAAGAUGUUAAAGUAACAUAAAAGAGAGCUGAAGAUGUUAAAGUAACAAAAGAGAGCUGAAGAGGUUAAAGUAACAUAUAAAAGAGAGCUGGAAAAGUUAAAGUAACAUAAAAGAGAGCUGAAGAGGUUAAAGUAACAUAAAGAAGAACUAAAGAUUAAAGUAACAUAAAAGAGAGAUCUCGCUUGGAAGAUUUACACCUGAUCUUUCAGUUUUGGGGGAAGAAUUUUGAGUCACUAGUUUUUAUGAUGAACGCAAGCGCCUCCGCAGCCAUGUCCGUCCGCUGGAAAAAUCCGCCGGAUUACACUGACAGCGAGGACGAAAAUGAGGAGACUGGCAUUGGAAGCUACAGGGAGUACGAGGAAACGUUGAUGUAUGGUCGCUACACCAAGAGCCUGGGACAGUACGCGAGAGAAGAAGCCGAAAAACUCCACAGGGAAGAGGCAGCCGCUGAUGAAGCAGCGGGCCUGAAGCCCUACAGAGGCAGAGUCGCGACGAAGUGUUUCGGCGUCCUGAGCGCCUUCUGGCGUCACACCUUCGGGAGAGGAGGGGAGGAGUGGCUCUUCCUCAUAACCCUGGGCGUCCUCAUGGCCCUCGUGUCCUUCGUCAUGGACUACGGCAUCUAUGCGUGUCUCAAUGCUCGUAUGUGGCUCUACAGAGACUUGACCGACCACGUAGCUCUCAAAUAUCUGGCUUGGAUCUCCUUCCCAGUGUGUCUCGUCCUGUUUUCGGCCGGUAUCGUUCACCUAAUCUCGCCUCAGGCUGCUGGUUCUGGCAUCCCGGAGAUGAAGACCAUUUUACGCGGCGUCGUCCUGAAGGAGUACCUGACAUUUAGGACCCUGGUAGCCAAACUUAUAGGUCUGACCGCGACCCUUGGUGCCAACAUGCCUCUUGGCAAAGAGGGUCCCUUCGUGCACGUGGGCAGCAUCGUGGCUAUGCUGAUGUCGAAGGGCUUGGCGGCUUUCAAAGGAGUACAGGAGAACGAAUCGCGGACAACUGAUAUGUUGAUUGCCGGUUGUGCAGUGGGAGUCGCUUGUUCGUUUGCCUCGCCAAUUGGUGGAGUGUUGCUCAGCAUAGAGGUCACCAGCGUGUAUUUUGUGGUCGGGAACUUCUGGCGGGGAUUCUUCGCCGCAAUCUGUAGCGCCAUGAUGUUCCGCCUUCUCGCGGUGUGGACCCACGAGGAAGAGACCUUGACUGCGCUGUACAACACUGACUACAAGGUCGACUACAAGUUCGAUCCUCAGGAGCUGUUCGCCUUUGCUUUGGUUGGAAUAUUGAGUGGAUUCGUUGGGGCCCUCUUUGUCUUUACCCAUCGUUGCUACGUGAUGUUCAUGCGCAAGAACAAGAAGAUGAAGGCCUUUCUCCAGAAGAGCCGUCUGCUGUAUCCCUUUGUUGUAUCGCUCAUCAUCUCGACGGCCAACUUCCCCUGCGGGACUGGGCAGUUCAUGGCUGGACACCUGGACACCCAUCAUCAGUUCAAGGACUUAUUCAGCAACAUCACCUGGACGAAAGAAGUCCACUCGGUCAAGGAAUUCGAGGUCGUGGAUAACUGGAGGUCGCCUCUUGGGGGAGGCGUGGUCGUCACCCUGGUUGGCUACGUGAUUUACAAUUUCUUUGGUACCAUCAUUGCCAGUACCCUGCCAAUCCCACUAGGUCUCUUCAUACCCGUCUUCAAAGUGGGCGCUGGACUGGGCAGAUUGAUAGGGGAGGGCAUGGCUUGCCUGUUUCCCAAUGGCAUGCGUUACGGAGGGUCUAAUCACGUCAUCAUACCUGGUGGAUACGCCAUUGUGGGAGCUGCUGCAUUGGGGGGCGCCGUCACCCACACUAUAUCGACUGCCGUUAUAUUGUGUGAACUGACAGGGCAGAUCACUCAUGUCCUCCCAGUGAUGCUUGCUGUUAUAAUUGCCAACGCAAUCGCAAAGUUGCUGCAGCCGUCGAUCUACGACAACAUCACUAAAAUCAAGAAGCUACCGUACCUCCCUGACAUCCUCACCGCUACUUUCGGGGCUUACGACAUCUUCGUAGAAGACUUCAUGAUUCAGGACGUCAGUUACGUAUGGCACGGCAUCACCUUCGGACAACUGAGAGACAUUUUGAACCAGCACAAGAGAAUCCGAGCUCUGCCUCUCGUUGACUCUCCAGAUUCAAUGAUUCUCCUCGGGUCGAUAACACGAUCGGAGCUCAAUACGCUCAUUGAACAAAUCCUCGGAAGAGACCGUAGACAGCGAGUCUUCAACAGGCUGAGACUAGCCUCCCAGAAAGCCCUGGAAGCUGAACAGUUGGAAAUAGAAGCGGAGAAUGCCAAAGCAGAAGCAGAAAAAAUGAAUAGCCUGCCAGUGGUGACGGGAACAGAAGGGGAUGAGUCUCCAGAUAUUUCUCCGGCGCCAACGCCAGCUUCAACAGUGCCCACAACCAGUGCAGCUGUAGAAUCCCUCACUACCACAACCAGUGCAGCUGUAGAAUCACUCACUACCACAACCAGUGCAUCUGGGGAAUCCCUCACUACAAGUGGCAUCCCUGAAGGUGUAGACCUAUCACAAAGGAGACCAUCUAGGUUUGAGGUUGUCAAAAUAGACACGCCAGCCAAACAACGAUCCACUGUAUCUUUAGAAAUGGAUCUGGAGGGUCCAGUACAACCAGGAUCACCUUCGCAUAGACCAGUUGACGCAGCAUUGAGGUCUCUCCUGCCGAAGUCCAUCUUGAAGAAAACGAGCAGUGUCAUCCUCCAGCCAGUUCCUCCUUCACCGACGGCGUUCUCUCGACAUGAACAGUAUGCCACUGUGCACGCUGGGGAUUCCAGACUGAAACAAGCUUUCGACGCAGUUGUGAAAAAAUCCAGUUUACUGAGGAUGGAUGACAGAGGCAGCCAGAAUCUCGAUUCGCCAACAAAAGUACCUUUUCCUGUAGCUCGGAUGAUUGAGAUGACCUUGGAGGAGCAGAAAAGAUGGGAGGAGGAAGAACUCAACAGAGAGGUCGACUUUGGUCAGUGCCACAUUGACCCUGCCCCCUUCCAGCUGGUUGAGAGGACUUCUCUCGCCAAAGUUCAUUCCAUUUUUGCAAUGUUGCGCCUCAACCACGCCUACGUCACUACAUUAGGUAGACUAAUUGGAGUCGUGGCCUUAAAAGAGCUGCGAAAAGCCAUCGAAGAGGCGAAUUCCGGAGACUUCCCUAAGCCCGAACCACCGCCACCAACGGGCGUGGCGACAGACGAAGCCAGGGAGCCUCUGAACAGGCCAGCUGCAAACGAGGAGAAGGACUGAAACUAAUUGCAAGUGUAAUUAUUGGAGUCAGUGUCAACAGAGUAAUAAAACAAUACUUUUAAAAAAUGCAUUGGAAUCAGUGUUUGCAGAGUAAUCAAAACAAUACUUUUUAAAAAUGCAUUGGAGUCUACAGAGUAAUCAAGAAAAAAAUACUUUAAUACUUUUAAAAAAUGCAUAUGUUGCACAUUAAUUACCAGGCGACUUAAUGCUAAGUAGGACGUUUGUAAAUAGUACUAUUUAAUAUUUAAAAUUUCUGAGAUUUUUCUCUGAAGGAGUUCUGCUGGAUUUGUGUUAAGUGUUUUGUAAAGUUCUAGAAUUAGUACUGUGGUCCCUUUUGUCUUGGCAAAACUAGCAUGCAAUAAAGUGUCAUGUGGUGUCAUCAGCAUGCAAUUUGCAUCGAAAACAAGGUGAUCUGCUGUAAUGGAAUGGUUCUAAUUCUACAGCUGACUAUACUCUGUUUUUUUUUCCAUCUGUCCAUUCGCCUGUGGUUUUGCGCAGUGUAUCUAUUUCGAAUAUUAACGGUGUAAUUCGCAUACAGUAAAUUAUUAAAACACUUUUCAGUUGCAAACGUACACCCAGAUAUCCUUUUAUUUACCUAAAACUUACACAUAGCGUAACUAUUUAGAGCCCGGAAACACUACAGGCGGAUGUACAGAUAAAAAAAAAAAACAGAGUAUAGAAUGAUUAUAUUUUCAAUUUUUUUAUCACUUUGCUUAUAUGACUGCCCUUCACAUCAUGUUUAGUGACAGGUUAAGUAUAAUUUUUGAUGUUGUGCCUAUUUUACACCAAUGAAAUGUACGUUACCGUGUUGAGACAGCAGUAUGGUAAAUCAAAGUUGGCCAAGACUUCAUCAUUGUUUUACUGUGAAUGUCAGUCUUCACUUUAUUUUAUUUUAUUUUUAAACUAAUGCAACUUUGUAUUCAGAAAGUUCCAAAAAAAUGGCCAACAUGCUUUUUAAUCACUGAACUUAUGCAGCUUAAAUUUUUAGUUGUAAUUUUCUCUUUGUGAUUCCUGUUGCAACUUUGACGUACGUUGCAACAUGAGGACAUAAAAUUGCUACUAACAAUUUUGAUUAUGUAUAUAUAUACAUACAUAGAUAUGCAUAUAUAUUAUUAUAUAUAUACGUACACACACACAUACACACACACACACACUCAUAUAUAUAUAUAUAUAUAUAUAUAUAUAUAUAUAUAUAUAUAUAUACACACACACACACACACAUAUAUAUAUAUAUAUAUAUACAUGCGCGUACCCGUGUGCCCCGACAAUGCCCGAAUAAAAAUCUUGCAAAAGCGCUUAGUACGGAUCUCCUGUCUGUUAUUUUCCUGUGGUUUUCGCUUAUCCUAAAUCACGUGCAUCUCCUGUGAUUUUUUUCUGGGCAUAAUUGGAACCACGCGCAACUGGAACAUCACUUGAUCAACGGUUCAAACAGCAUCAAUACUUCGUGAGAACUGGCCAGAUAUCGAAUGCAUUACUUAAGCGUACGAGAGAUUCAAAUCGUCCUGUCAACUGGGGUGAAGCAACAAGGUCCACAGUUCCGCAAAUCGUCCUGUCAGCUGACGUGAAAUAAGGUCCACAGUUCCGUGCAACGAAUCGGUUGAAAGGAAUGUUACUGAAUCUUGCUUCAUCAAGUCAAACACUGGCUAUUGGAAUAAAAAAAACAAAAACAAAAACAAAGAUGGAAUACACAUGUAUAAUUAUAUGGAAGAGCACAGACGAGCCAGUAAAAAUGGACGACACUAUGGACCCUCUUAUACACGAUUCUUGGCCAAGUAUGGUUUCGAGGCAUGGCAACGAAGCUGUGCUCGGAAACUGUUCGUGUAGACAAAAGCGCCAAUACAAUUCCCGGCCAGCUACGUCUAAAGAGUGAGCUGACUAUUUGCGUGCUCACCAGCCUCAUGCUACGCUACCAUACUGCUCUAAAGCGUUCCCCAAAACCAUACUUGUCCUCUGAAAGAGUGGAUACGAUGUGGCUACCAGUUCUGGUUCUGUUACACCAUUAUACAAACUGAAUACUAUCAGCUGGCAACUAAAUGGCUGACCACUUUGAUGCCAGCUACUUAAAAGUGCCCCGUGUGUGUGGUUAGUUUAAGGUUUGGUCGGUUUCAGCUUGAUGCUUUCAUAAUUUUUAGAUGAAAAGGUUGUUGACAAAUAUAAGCAGAGAUUAGAAUUCAGGGUUAUACACGGCUGGGAAAUAGUAUGGUCAUAAAAAACUCUCAAGUUAAAGUUCGAUAACUCACUAUACAAGAACUGUUCUCGAGCCAUUCCAAUGAGGUUGAGAGCAAAAAGGUUUAUUUGAAGAUGUAGCAAGAGGAAAACCUUUAACAGUUGCACUAUGAAAUAAUUGUUAGCAGAGAAUUGAGUAAAGUAAGAUGGAAGGAAGAAAAUAUAAACUGAUGUAGUACAGUAACGGAAUGAAAAGGGUUGCAGCUAUUUGGCAAGGCGCUAUUUGCUGAAGAAAUGCACAAGACAAAAGUUUCAUGGAAUAUAGCGUUCUAAGUCCAAUAUUGUCGGGAAUCUUGUGCACAAGAAGUAGAUAAGCCCUGUGGGAGGGUAGUGCCGAUAGUUACCUCGCGCAGUGCACUGUGGGCAUCAUUAUUUUGAAAGUGCAGGGGCAUAUUGUAACUGGUAGAGACAAGGGUGGGUCUACCUGAGCCGAUAAUUACACCAAUAUUAUUAAUAUCAUAUGUACGAGAUGAACCCAAAUCGUAUGGUACAAGCCUACCAAAGGGACCAUUAACUUGAAAUUCAAGUUUCCUAAAUAUGUGGUGCUUAUUAAGAAUUAAGAGGAGGUACAGAGAAAUACAGAAAGAAGAGAUCUCACUUAUUAAAAAGAAAAAAUAAAUGAAUAAGCUUUGGCAUAUAGGGGUUUGAAGACAGCACUUGGCAGCGCCAGUGACAGCUGCUGGUUAGACUGUCGAACGUUCUGUGAGAGGCUGUCGAACCCGUGGGCCAUGGCAGACUAAACCUGCGCCGACUUCCCCCGUCGAGUCGUCGACUAGCGAAGCGAUAUGAAGGUUACAAUAUGACACUAGUACUAGUGCUCUCCGCAAACAAAGAACGGAGGAAUGUACAGGUGGUCGUCGUCCCAGAGGUUUUCGUAGGAAAUGCAUUAUGAAGAAGCGCAUUCUCUUUACAAUGGCAAAUCAUAAAUCUUUAUUUUCUCCAGGCUGCGCUCUUCGGGAUGACGAUAAUGGAAGAAUUUGCCCGGAAACCUGGAAAAAAAGAAUUCGGCAAUUCACUCGUAACAUCUGCAGUCAUCCCGCGUGUGAUAGCGCAGCCCUGCCCGCCGUACGAUAGAGUUUUACAGGAUAUGGAUCUCAUUUAAACGGCCACACCUGUGGGCAUCCAUACUUCUUUCCUAAAAAAAGCAAUGUUCAUUUAGUAUAAAUUUAUCGAGAUGGAGACUUUAUUUCUACGUCCUUAUCUUCAUGAAGUGUAUGAUACGUUGGGCGCCAUGACAUGGUUAGACUACCGACAGUGCCCAGAGGUACCUCAGCCAGAGUUGCCAACUGUAGGGAUAUAUCUCUAAACAUGGGGAUUUUUACCUCAAUAUGAAGGGCGUAGGGACAUUUGGAGCCGUGGCCUAGUUCUCUAAAUCGAAGGGUCUCUUGACAUUCGUUGAUAAGCCAUGUAUAUUUAUAAAAGAAAUUGACGGUAUAAAUUCUCAAUCGUAGCAAGUACCAAGUUCCUUUAUCCUUUGUUCACAUAUUAUUUAACUUUUAAUUAUUUACACUGCUCCAUAUAUUGGGCGACAAAAGUGGCUUGCUUCAAAAUGCGAGGAAAUCGAUGCUUUUAAUCUCAUUGAUGAAGGAUUUGCUAUUUUGACACAAUGUAUGCAGCGGCCUAAGGACUCCGGCGUUAUAGUACAUUCUUUGUAUCAGCAUAGGUCUAGGACUCUAGAUCCUCCAUCCAAGUAUACUGUAAAGUGAUGAUUCUGAAUAAAAAAUAUUUGGCGUGUU
This is a messenger RNA of Macrobrachium nipponense, 7721 nucleotides long. Its product is annotated as chloride channel protein 2-like. Gene Ontology annotation, biological process: chloride transport; transmembrane transport. The transcript has 23 exons. Gene Ontology annotation, cellular component: plasma membrane. The record is from RefSeq and is a predicted model, not a curated record. The coding region runs from base 745 to 3759 and encodes 1004 amino acids. Gene Ontology annotation, molecular function: voltage-gated chloride channel activity. NCBI's taxonomy places the organism in Eukaryota, Metazoa, Arthropoda, Malacostraca, Decapoda, Palaemonidae.